Molecule: messenger RNA, 733 nt
Organism: Nipponia nippon (crested ibis)
Lineage: Eukaryota; Metazoa; Chordata; Aves; Pelecaniformes; Threskiornithidae
Source: RefSeq, a predicted model, not a curated record
AUGCAGGGACCGAGACCAGUGGUUCUGAGUGGCCCAUCGGGUGCAGGCAAGAGCACUUUGUUAAAGAAACUGCUUAAAGAUUAUGAGAACAUCUUUGGCUUCAGCGUCUCCCAUACCACAAGGCAGCCAAGACCUGGAGAAGUGAAUGGCAAAGAUUACCACUUUGUGACCAGAGAGGAAAUGCAGAAAGAAAUCGAUGCUGGUGAAUUCAUCGAGCACGCAGAGUUCUCCGGAAAUAUGUACGGGACGAGUAAAGGUGCGGUGCAGGCUGUUCAGGCCCAGAACCAGAUCUGCGUCCUCGACAUCGACAUCCAGGGCGUGAAGAACAUCAAGAGGACAGACCUGAACCCCAUCUACAUCUCCGUGCAGCCUCCGUCCAUAGACAUCUUGGAAAAAAGACUACGUGAUCGAAAGACUGAGACAGAAGAAAGUUUACUGAAGCGUUUGACUGCAGCCCGCGUAGAUUUGGAACUUAGUAAAGAGCCUGGCCUGUUUGACUUGGUCAUUAUUAACGAUGAUUUAGAAAAAGCCUAUUCUGAAUUGAAGGAGAUACUCCUGGAGGAAAUCAAGAAGACCCAAGAAUCCAGGAAGUCCUGAGCUGAGCUUGCUUGGACGUUUUAACUUUGCACAUCAUUCCCGAAGCACGUCACGCCAUUUUAUUCCGAGAGACAUUCCCUUUAGGCUGAUCCUCCUCCCAAGUUACUCUAGGAUGUUUCUAUUAAAAGGAAAGAAA